Molecule: messenger RNA, 2106 nt
Organism: Lingula anatina
Lineage: Eukaryota; Metazoa; Brachiopoda; Lingulata; Lingulida; Lingulidae
Product: putative E3 ubiquitin-protein ligase MID2
Molecular function (GO): ubiquitin protein ligase activity; zinc ion binding
Source: RefSeq, a predicted model, not a curated record
GCGUCUAAUGCUGUCUCCUUUUUUGAUCGCAUACUUUCACUAAGCCUUCUUAAAAUAACUCAUUUGUGUGGUAAAAAAAUCUCAACUUUAUCUUCCUACGUUUCGUCUUGGCAUUUUAAAUCACGUGAUUUGGAAAGAGAAAGUAACUGAGAAAAGUAUUAGAAAGAGGAACAGACAUGAACGAAGAACUUAUCUGCCCUGUUUGUUUGGAACUUUUCAAAGACCCUAUUUUGCUCCCCUGCUCUCAUAACGUCUGUCGUGAAUGUAUGUGGGAAUGGAUCAAGCACGGGGAUGGAAAAGGCAGCCUGGCAGGUGGGGACGGAGCAGCUGCAACAACAGUCCCUGGAAACACCACUGUCACCUGUGCUGAUCAGUUUGUGUCGGCAAAACGUUUCCCGAAAAAGGGCAAAACUCCACUGAGCUUCACCUGUCCGUCUUGCAGAGUAGUUCACAAGUUGACCAAGAAAGGGCUUGACGAGUUUCCUGUUAACCGCGCGCUUCGCAACAUUGUUGAAAGUUAUGAAAAAGAAAAAGCUAACGCAACCAAAACACAACUAGAAUCAAAAGAUGUACAUGUACAUGUAGCAGAGGCCAGCAGGCGACAGAUGCAAAGCAAAGACCAGCAACCUUCGGAGUUUGAAGGUGUCACCAAAGAUGACAUAUUGUGUCAUUUUUGUGAGGGUCAACCGACCAAGGCCACCAAAGGAUGUCAACAGUGUCAGAUGUUCUAUUGCGAUGCCUGUUUUGUCAGUGCGCACCCGCUAAAGGGCCCUUUUGCCUUACACAUCAUCAAAACUUCUGAGGAGCUUAAAAACACCAGGCCUCAACCAAUGUGUAAGAAGCACAAGAAGAUGUUAGAGAUUUUCUGCACCCAGUGUAUUAUUCCAGUGUGCCAUCUCUGUGCUCUUGUGGGUGAACACAGUGGGCAUAAGUUUGGGGAAAUUGGCAUGGAAUUUCAGAAAAAGAAGUCAAAUGCACAGACAUAUCUGACCAGACUGGAAGAAAGGGAACAGAGAUUUCUAGAGGAAAACAGGAUUCUGGAAAAUGGCUUAAAGAAAACAAAUGAAAACUGUGAUAAACUGUGUGAGAAAGUGAAAAGAGAAUGUGCGGGGAUAAUUCAUCGAGUUCAGAGUAAGGAACUUGAGAUGAUCUCUGAACUAAAACAGGAUGAAUCAGUUAAGUUGAAGAAAAUCGAACAGGCGAAGUUGGCAUGUGGCUCAAAGGCAGCUACAACUGGUGAUUUGGCAGAAAUGACAAGAAAGAUUCUUGAGGAAGAAGACCCAGUGCAUUUUCUUAUGGAAUAUAAGUCUGUCUCUUCAAGAGCUGAACAAGAGCUUUCUGAAGGGGUGCAAUCCAUGAAUUUGUUUGCAGAUGAAGUGUCAACAUUCAAAAAAGAUUUUAAAAUCCAGACGGAAUUUGUCACGAUGCUUCAAAAAACACUGGAGUUGUCUGAAGGAAAAAAGAGGAUCCAAAUGCAGCGUCAAAAUAAAAAACCGUCCUUGAGACGAAGCAGAUAUCUCGAAGAGUUGGAAGAUGAACAUGAAAAUGUCAGAUACAUGUAUUGGUCUGAUGAAGAAACGGAUCUCGAGUUUUAAGUUAAAGGACUCGCUGAGUCUGUUUUAACAGUUAAUCCAUGGACACAUACAGCAGACAUGGGGAAAAUCCCACCACAGCAACUACAUGUACUGUUACUCAAAGGCAAUUAUGCCAUUUUCUGUAAUGUUCAGUGUUUUGCUAUGGACAAAAAGAGGCAAGUUUAUAAAUCACUUCUGCAAUCAAGUCCAUGUCAUUGUAUGCCUGCAGCAUUCUAGAUGAGAAAAAAAAAAGGACAGAAAAGUGAUGUUAACUUGUAUGCUACUUUCUGAGGCUAAUUAAGACAUGAGUGUGUAUGACAAAUUAAAUUGAAUUAGACUAAAUUAGUGUAAUUUUCAUGUGCUCUCUACUGCAUGUGCAAGUCUGCUAAGUUGACAAGUUAAUACUCGUCUCAGUCGUCUGAAUAUAUUUAUUGUGUCUAGUAAGUUCUGGUACGGAAAGUAAAAAUGUGCUGAUAAUUGACAUAGAUAUAUAUAAAUAAAUAUAUACACACUAGUUCAUAUAACACCCAAA